Molecule: messenger RNA, 2381 nt
Organism: Musa acuminata subsp. malaccensis (wild Malaysian banana)
Lineage: Eukaryota; Viridiplantae; Streptophyta; Magnoliopsida; Zingiberales; Musaceae
Product: probable inactive receptor kinase At2g26730
Biological process (GO): protein phosphorylation
Molecular function (GO): ATP binding; protein kinase activity; protein binding
Source: RefSeq, a predicted model, not a curated record
CGAUUGAAGCAUUUUAGUAUUAAUUUCUCCCAAAGCAAGUAACAAACGGUCCCGUUUCCUUCCGCCCUCUGUUUCUCUCGUGAUGCUUCUCUCUCUCUCUCGGUCUCUGGUACUCUUGCUCAUCUCCAUGGUGCUCCCUCACCGCCGAACUGCCUCCAUUUCUCAAAUCCACCGCAAAAGGCUGCCACUUUUUGUCGCUUCUUUAGAAAAUUGAUCUCGUUUUCUUCCCCCUUCCGCGCUCAAGCUUGGAAUGCCGCUUCUCGCGCUUCUUGUCCUGGCCCUCGUCGCCGGCUCCUACGACGCGUCGGUGCCGGUGCGGACAGUCCGGUCCGAGCCGACGCAGGACCGCGAGGCGCUGCUGGCCUUCGUGGCCGCGGUCCCCCACGAGCCGCGCCUUCGGUGGAACGUCAAUACUUCGGCCUGCGACUGGGCAGGCGUGGCCUGCGACUCCGGCCGUGCUGCCGUGGUGUCCCUCCGGCUUCCCGGCGUUGGCCUCGUGGGUCCCCUCCCCGCCGGCACUCUCGGCCGCCUCACCGCCCUACGUGUCCUCUCCCUCCGCUCCAACCGCCUCUCCGGCACCAUCCCUGCCGACCUCGCCCUCCUCGCCCACCUACGCAGCCUCUACCUCCAGGACAACCUCUUAUCCGGUAGCAUCCCGGCUACGCUGGCCGGGUUGAUCCGCCUCGUCCGCCUGGACCUCUCUGCCAAUAACUUCACCGGUCCGGUCCCCUUCGCCGUGAACAACCUCACCCGCCUCACAGGACUCUUCCUUGAGAACAACCGCCUCUCCGGCAGCCUCCCUAGCAUCGGCAUCGCCUCCCUCGUCGACUUCAAUGUCUCCUACAACGAGCUCAACGGCUCUGUCCCUACGUCUCUCGAGCGAUUCCCAGCCUCCUCCUUCGCCGGCAACCUGGAUCUCUGCGGCGGCCCCUUGCCCCCAUGCAAACCCUUCUUCCGGUCUCCAGCUGCAUCCCCGAUGCCUGUGGAGGGCCCGGUCGAGGAGGCAUCCAAGAAGCUCUCGACGGCGGCGAUCAUCGCGAUCGCCGUGGCGUCCAUUACCGGGCUGCUGCUGUUGAUGCUACUGCUGCUAGUGAUUUGUGUGCUGCUCCGGAGGAGGAGAAGGACGAAGAGGCGCACCAAGGAUAUGACGGCGAAGCGGUUGGAAUCGUCGGCUGUGGCAGCGGCGGUGGGGAGGUUGGGGGACACGGGGAUGACCUCGUCGUCGAAGGAGGAGGUGAGCGGCGGAACCGGGGUGGAGGCGGAGCGAAACCGGCUGGUGUUCAUGGGUAUCAGCGGCGGGUACAUUUUCGACCUGGAGGACUUGCUGCGGGCGUCGGCGGAGGUGCUGGGGAAAGGGAGCACGGGCACGUCGUACAAGGCGGUGCUCGAGGAGGGCACCACCGUGGUGGUGAAGCGCCUCAAGGACGUGGCCGCUGCCAAGCCGGAGUUCGAGUCCCACAUGCAGACUCUGGGCAACGUGGAGCACGCCAACCUGCUAACCCCGCGCGCCUACUACUAUUCCAAGGACGAGAAGCUCCUCGUCCUCGACUACCUCCCAUCCGGCAGCCUCUCCUCCCUCCUCCACGGGAACCGAGGAGGGGGUCGGACGCCGCUGGACUGGGAGAGCCGGAUGCGAGUCGCCCUCGCGGCCGGCCGCGGCCUCGCUCAUCUCCACACGGCCGCGCGCACCGUCCACGGCAACGUCAAGGCAUCCAACGUCCUCCUCCGCGCCAACGACCUCGACUCCGCUGCCCUCUCCGACUUCGCCCUUCACCCACUCUUCAACCCCGCCGCUCCCCGCCACCGCCUCGCCGGCUACCGUGCCCCGGAGGUGCUCGAGACGCGGCGGCCCACCUUCAAGUCCGACGUUUACAGCUUCGGUGUGCUCCUAUUGGAGCUCCUGACCGGGAAGGCGCCCAACCAGGCGUCGCUGGGCGAGGAGGGGAUCGACCUGCCGCGAUGGGUGCAUUCGGUGGUGAGGGAGGAGUGGACGGAGGAGGUGUUCGACGUGGACCUCAUGCGGUAUCCCAACACGGAGGAGGAGGAGAUGGUGCAGAUCCUGCAGGUCGCGAUGGCCUGCGUCGCCACCGUGCCGGACGCCCGGCCCGACUUCCCUGAGGUCAUUCGCAUGAUGGAGGAGAUCGUCAAUCGGACGGAGGGCGACGAGGGUCUCCGGAGUUCCCCGGCAGGUCCAGCCAAGGGCGGCGACGUUGGAGGGGCUGCCAUACCGACGGCCGACGGGCCUUGAAGAACUGUCAUCAGCAACGUGGCAGAGCAAACGAAUUUGUGCAUUAUCUAAAGUUUAUUUAGCAACGUUUGUAUUUUUCUUUCUUUAAUUUUGUCUCUCUCGCUGAUUAGAGAGUCACGUCCAGAUUUAAUUA